AGUGUGCAAGUAACCCAUGUCAACAUAAUAGUACUUGUAUUGAUGUAGUCGAAGGUUACAAGUGUUCCUGCGGACCAGGAUUAACUGGUAUACACUGUGAAACUGAUGUCAAUGAGUGUGCAAACAAUCCUUGUCAAUAUGGCGGUACGUGUCAUAAUAAGUUCAAUGGUUAUACAUGUUCAUGUGCUCCUGGAUUCACCGGAGAAAAUUGCAUCGGUGACGUUGAUGAAUGUACAAGUGACCCAUGUCAGAAUAGAGGGACUUGUAUAAACUUGUUGAACGGAUACAGAUGUCUCUGUCUAAAUGGCGACACAGGAGUUCACUGCGAAAUGAGACAUGAAAUAGUGUUAUCUCCAAGUAUUAUCCUAUCACCAGAAAGAAGUAUUCAAGAAGGAACAGGUCGUUUUGUUUUACCCUGUUUUGCAGAGGGAAUUCCCCUUCCAAAAGUAAAAUGGGAAUCCAUUGAAGCAAAGCUACAGUCAAAUGUUAAACAGGUUGACCAUUAUUUAGUCAUACGAAAUGUUACAAUUGCCGACUCAGGGUAUUAUAUGUGUACAGCAACAAACAGAGCGGGUACCGAUAUUAAAAUAAUACAUAUAAAUGUCAAUGCAAAACAUCAUCUGCAGGUUGCACCUAAGAUUACAGCACUCUCCGAGGUUGAGGUUAACUAUUAUGCUGACGCAAAAUUGGUAUGCAAUGUUACUGGUGUUCCUACACCUCGAAUAAAAUGGAAAUUUAGUAACAAAACAUUACCGUCAACAAGUUCAACACUGAUUUUACUAAGAGCGACAAAUGAAACGGCAGGAAUAUAUACAUGUAUUGCAACAAAUGAUGUUGGAACUAGUCAAGCUGAUAUCAAGCUCAAAGUCACGUUCGAUAAACCAAAGAUAGUGUCUCCUCUCUUAACGACAGUUUGCAAGGCUGGUGAAUCCCGUAAUUUCACGUGCAAAGCCACUGCACAUCCCACUCCAGAAAUAUCAUGGUCAUUUAAUUCCUUUGUUGACCAUUCAUCGGUAUUACCAAAGAAUGUCCAGUUUAAAAAUGGCACAGUAAUAAAACUAGUUAAUAUGCAGACCUCAGGAAUUUUGUCCUGUACAGCGACAAACGAGUUUGGUACAGAUAAUAAAUCAGCAAACGUUAUUGUUAGACACGAUCCAGAUGUUAUUGGUUGACCGAAAAAAAACAAUCGUAGAAAGAAGAAAAAUAAAUAUGACGUUCUCAUUAUUUGUCAUAUUAUGCAAAAGCCUAUCUUGUUUCUAAUAUAUAUCAUUUAACAGUAUGUUUGUUGUUUUUCGUAAACCCACUUGAUGUUUGAGGUUUGCAGUGCAUUAUGUAACAUGUGUAAGCACAUAAGGUAUGUACUUUUUAGGUACUCUAUCCAAAUGCAUAUAUAUAUAA
This is a messenger RNA of Mytilus trossulus (common blue mussel), 1398 nucleotides long. Its product is annotated as hemicentin-1-like. The transcript is spliced from 10 exons. Lineage: Eukaryota; Metazoa; Mollusca; Bivalvia; Mytilida; Mytilidae. The coding region runs from base 330 to 1172 and encodes 280 amino acids. Gene Ontology annotation, cellular component: plasma membrane. The record is from RefSeq and is a predicted model, not a curated record. Gene Ontology annotation, biological process: homophilic cell-cell adhesion.